UUUCCUCACUUCUCCUUCUUGUUCUUCUCUCUCUUAUAAUAUAAGUGCGACUUCUUCCUUCUUUUUGUUUCUGUGGAAGAGAAACAAAAAGCUGUCUCUUGGGUUUUUGUUCUUUUGAAGUUUUGGUUUGGGCUCUUUCUCGGCUAGUCAUCAAGGAAAGGGAGGAAAAGAAAAGAAAAGGGGUUCUGCAUCUUGAUUCAUACAAGUUUAAGAUUUAGAGACAGGAAAAAAUAGAAAAAGGAAGAAGAUUUCCCUUUGAAAUGAAUUUGAUUCAUGAAAUCUUCUUUGCUGGAGAAGAGAAGGUUGAAGGAGAGUGGGAAAAAGAGAGAGUGUUUACCAAAGCCAAGGUAGCCAGCAGAAGUAAAGAGACAGAGAGACAUACAUAACAUUUAUUAACAACACACCUACAAAAGAAAAAACCAUUAAGGAGUUUUAGUUUGAUCUGCUGCUUCUGGGUAAUUGGCAAUGUCUGCUACUAUUAUCAGUGACCCUAUGGUGGUCUCGGCACCAGAAACACAAGCAACAGCAGCAGCAACGACAGUAACAAAACUCAUCGCGCAGAUUGAGGUCGAGUCUGCCAAAUGUGAAUGCUGUGGCCUAACCGAAGAGUGCACACCGGCAUACAUUGAAAGAGUUCGCGAAAGAUAUCAUGGUAAAUGGAUUUGUGGGUUAUGUGCAGAGGCUAUAAAAGAUGAAAUUGUAAGGACUGAGAGGCUUAUUAGUACUGAAGAAGCAAUGGCAAAGCACAUGAACUUCUGCAAGAAGUUUGUUUCCUCAGGGCCACCUCCUGAUCCAACCAUUCAUUUGAUAGCUGCCAUGAGACAAAUUCUUAGAAGAAGCUUGGAUUCACCAAGAGGUUUAAGGUCAACUCCAAGUAGUCCUACCAAAACGAAGGGAGAAAGUCGUGCUGCUGCGCUUACUAGGUCCGAAAGCUGCUUCCCUACCUUGUCUGGUUGAUGUAUACUAAUGAGGUUCUGUGGAAUAAGCGGUGAUCAAUAAAAUGACAGUGAAAAUAUUGGAAAAAAAGAAAAUUACAUUUCAUUCUGAUGCAAAACAAGAAAGAUCAAAGGGGAAAAAAAAUCGAAGAUAGGUGCCUAAUGUAGCGCUACUUGUUAGUUGUUACAGAACUUCUUGUCAGAAGCUUUUUCCUGAAACUUUUUGUUUCAGUUGUACCUGCAUGUAUAAUCUAUCUCUUAUGAAACUCUGCUUCCUCUUUACCAAA
Populus nigra (black poplar) is the source of this 1222-nucleotide messenger RNA. RefSeq lists its product as uncharacterized. The coding region runs from base 466 to 957 and encodes 163 amino acids. NCBI's taxonomy places the organism in Eukaryota, Viridiplantae, Streptophyta, Magnoliopsida, Malpighiales, Salicaceae. The transcript has 2 exons. The record is from RefSeq and is a predicted model, not a curated record.